Molecule: messenger RNA, 1563 nt
Organism: Morus notabilis
Lineage: Eukaryota; Viridiplantae; Streptophyta; Magnoliopsida; Rosales; Moraceae
Product: basic 7S globulin-like
Exons: 1
Coding region: 58-1353 (431 amino acids)
Biological process (GO): proteolysis
Molecular function (GO): aspartic-type endopeptidase activity
Source: RefSeq, a predicted model, not a curated record
CACUUCUUCACCCAUAUUGACACAAUUCACAAACUUCUAAAUUACUAGCUUCUAAAAAUGGCUUCUGUACCAUAUAAUUUUCUUCUCUUUUUCUCUCUUCUCUUCCCUCUCUCGGCAGCCCAAACCUCUUCCCGUCCAAAAGCUCUAGUCCUACGCGUCAAGAAAGACGCCCCCACUCUCCAACACUACAGCUUCCUCUUCCAACGCACCCCUUCCAUCCCCAUCAAGCUAACCGUAGACCUCGGCGGCAAGUUCAUUUGGGUCGAUUGCGACAAUGGCUUCAACUCCUCCACCAAAACGACCGUCCCUUGCCACUCGGCGGAGUGCGCGCUGAGCGGCACGAGCGCUUGCUCUUCCAACGGCAUUGACGCAUUUUGCGUCGAAUCUUCAUACAACCCCAUUGUCAAAGUCAGCAGCACGGGCGACUUCUCACAAGACGUCGUCCACAUCCAAUCCACCGAUGGAAAAAACCCCGGCAAAAUGGUUCGCGUCCGCAAGUUCCUUUUCACCUGCGCGCCGACGUCCCUUUUGAACGGCUUGGUGCGCCAUUCCGUGGGAAUAGCAGGCCUUGGAAGGAGCAAGGUCGCGAUUCCUUCGCUUUUCUCCGCGGCUUUCGGGUUUCCGAGGAAGUUCGCCCUUUGCUUGAGCUCUUCUACUAAUGCUCAUGUUUAUGGUGUCGUUUUUCUCGGAGAUGGGCCUUAUGUUUUUCUUCCAGGGAUUGAUAUGUCCGAGUCUCUCACUUACACUCCUCUCAUCCUCAACCCCGUGAGCACCGCGCCCAGUUCUUCCCACAACGGGCCUUCAGCCGACUACUUCAUCGGCGUAAAGUCGAUUAAGGUAAACGGAAAAGUUGUCCCAUUAAACACUUCACUGCUUUCCAUUGACGGUAAUGGGGUUGGUGGAACAAUGAUCAGCACUGUUGAGCCCUACACGGUGUUGGAAACCUCCAUAUACAAGGCUGUUGUUGGCGCAUUUGUCAAAGCACUCCCCAAGAACGUGGCUAGGGUUUCACCCGUAUCGCCUUUCGGAGCGUGUUUUAGCGCGAAGAACAUUGCGCCAACGCGGCUCGGCCCGUCAGUGCCGACAAUCGACCUUGUGUUCCAGAACGAGAAGGUGGUGUGGAGCAUUUACGGGACAAACUCCAUGGUUUAUGUUAACGACAAAGUAGCGUGUCUCGGAUUCGUCGACGGCGGUAAAAAGCCUGCGACUUCAAUUGUGAUCGGAGGGUAUCAGAUUGAAGACAAUUUAUUUCAGUUUGAUUUGGAUAAUUCUAGGCUUGGAUUUAGCAACACAUUAAACUCGCGACAAACAACUUGCUCCAACUUUAACUUCACUUCCACAGGUAAUAUUUAGAAGGGACUUCUCUUAGUUCUGUUAUUGAUCUAGUACUACCUCUGCAUUUUGUGUCUGUUAGGUGAUAAAUAAAUUGCCAUUUCAUACAGUCACUUUAAAUGGCUUAGUUCACCAGUACCAUAUUUGUAUGGCGUGUUUCUAUCAGUGCUCUUUUUUUUUUCCCCCUUAUUUUUUCCCUUAUCAGAGCUCUUUUUUUUUUCUUUUUUUUUG